Messenger RNA from Microstroma glucosiphilum, 1400 nucleotides. RefSeq names its product glutaredoxin-domain-containing protein. Gene Ontology annotation, cellular component: nucleus; cytoplasm. Gene Ontology annotation, molecular function: glutathione disulfide oxidoreductase activity. Lineage: Eukaryota; Fungi; Basidiomycota; Exobasidiomycetes; Microstromatales; Microstromataceae. Gene Ontology annotation, biological process: cellular response to oxidative stress. The transcript is spliced from 3 exons. The record is from RefSeq and is a predicted model, not a curated record. The coding region runs from base 123 to 1109 and encodes 328 amino acids.
CGUUGCUCCCCACAAAGACUCUGCCUUCCCCUGUACUUGCGUCCUGACCAUCGCCCUUACUAAAUCCACAACUGAUCGUAUACCUUAUCAGAUUAUCAGGACUCUCGACCAUCUCACGACCGAUGCCCAAAGUCUCCAUCGACCUCGAGCGAGGCGCCUCCAAAGGCCUGCAUGGCAACUACAAUAGCGCCCCCCUCCCCCUCCCCGCCUUUCGGCGGCGCAAGCGCUUUCUUGUACUCCUUCUCCUAGUAACCCUCGGACUCAUAGCUCUAUGGCAUCGCGAAGCCAUUCCUGGGGCUUCUUCAGGAAUUCGGUGGGUCAAGGACUCGAUGAAGACAAACGGAGCACCAGAAGAAGAGGCAGCGUCCCGCGCCGGCGCUGGGGAAGUGGGAGGUGGGAAUGUGCCGGUGGUGGAUAACGCCGUUGCGGCAGUCAAGUCGGCCUCUGCUCCAGUGUCAGCCGGUACAUCAGCGGCAGUAGCAGCAGCUGUCCAUGUGAGCAAGCCUACAACUGGCCAAGGUACCGAAGCCUUCCGGAAGCUCGCAGCAGAGCAAGGCUACACUCCCGCCGAAACCGACCGGCUGGCCGCUUUGGCUGCCCCCAAAGUCCUCACCGGCCCACCCACAUCAGAAGAGAAGAUGUUGCUUCUCAUGCAAGCACUUACGAAUUACAGAUAUAGCGUUCCGGAAGAUGGAUGGAAGAGUCAGCUGAUGCCGGCGAGCCCGGGUGAAUUCGCUAGUCGCUUGGCAGAGGUGCAGGGAGCGGAGGGCAUUGAUGAUGUAAAGUUGUACAAGGACGACCGGACCAGGUGGAACGUUAUGCAUCGAGAGCAACAUCCCCUCGUCGUCUUCAGCAAGUCAUACUGUCCCUACUCCAAAAAAGCCAAGUCCCUCCUAACCUCUCUCGGCGCUCACUACACCGUCUACGAAGUGGACCAACGACCUCAUGAUGCCAGCUCACUCCAAGAAGCUCUAGCGGCCAUUAGUGGUCAUCGAACUUUUCCCGCCGUCUUUGCUCGAGGAAGACUACUAGGUGGAAGUGAUGAAUUGGCUAGAUUGAACAAGUUGAAUGUUUUAAGAGGAGUGCUUAGUGGAGCUGGAGCGCUUUGAGGAUUGAGGAGGAGACAGGAUUCAGUCUGGAACUCUAUUCCAGACACAGACACAGACACAGACACAGAAAAUGGAAUGGUCGAGGCUGGACCUGGAUCUGGACCGUUUGCUGUCGUGCAAUGUCGUGUCGUGUCGUAUCGUAUCGUGCGUGGCCUGGGGCAAACGCCUAACAUGCUUCCUCUCUGUAUCUUUAUUCCUCCUUCUUCUGUAUCUUCCUGCCCUGCCCCUCUGCCAUCUCAUGAUGGCCCAAUACCAUGGACAAUUCAAUUCACUCUUUAGUCUCAAUCUCAU